AGGCAGUAAAACUCCACAAGUGAUUUACACCUGUCUCUUUCACCAACUCGAUUCUUUGCGUAGCCGGCUACGUCCCAGCUUUUUCUUUAUUUGCGUCAUUCUGUCCUUUCUCUCUUAAGAACUCUUACCUCCCAAGCUCCGGUUUCUUUAUCUUCUUACUCUUCAAUCGCAUAUAGUCUUGACGACGAAACUCACCGCCUUGACCAGUAAUAUGCCUCAGCUUCGCGUUCUUGCUGGACCAGAUCCAAAUCAUCUUUCUUCCAUAACUCAUCUGGUCAACACGAAUUUGCCCUGCAAAGUUUCUUCAGACCUGUUCGACGGACAGAUCAUCGCGAACAUUAAAGGAUUCAAUAAAGACACAGAAUAUUUUGAUAGAGACGAUAGAAAAGGCGUCACUUGGAGCAUACAGGUUCAAGGUCGAUUCUUGCAACCACACUCUGCUGAUGAUAUCCUGUUCGGAAACACGUUCGAGAGACCGCUACACCUCCCUUGGGGCUCUGGCGCUGCUCUAAAGUUCAUGAGUUACCUCGACCCAAACCUCACACACGAUCUUACUUCCCAGACCAAACCAUGGGCUCUAUCACCGCUCGUAGCGACCAUGCCUCAUUUCGCGCAUUCUCACAAAUCCAGACCGCCGAAAUUUCCUUCAUCUAGCUCGCUCACAGACGAUAAUUCCCAGCUUUCUCUUGCUUUUCACGAAGAAGACGAAGACGCCGACUCGCCUCUCUCAUCGGCAUCUUCCUCCACAUCUUCCUUGUCAUCCGGAUCAUCAAUUCAUUCAGGUGAUUCUGGGCACUUGUCUUCCUCAUCUUCUUCGAGGAAAUCUCAUAGCUCAAAUGGGUCGACAUCAUCCAAAAUCAAGUCGUUAUCGAAGAUCCGUCGCGGCGGAGGCCAUUCAAUGUCUAGAAAUGGCAACGGAGCUCCUCCUCCAGUGAACCUGCAUACUGCCGCUCAAAGAAGAAGUUAUUUCAGUGUGUCGAAGAAUCGGAAAAGCGUAGUGUUCGGCCCAGAGGACAUCAUAACAACCGAUUUCUGUUAUGGCUUCCUUGAGUUCGCACCUUCCCUCACCUUACGUCUUCCGGGCGGAAUAUCCUUUGACCUUUUGCGGUAUUGGGACGGUCAACCGGUGCGAUUCAUGUGCUGUGAGCGUAAGGAUUCCAAUGCGUCGAGGUCGGAUUCCGAGCCUUGGGGAAGGAGCUUUUGGUGUGUGGCGAUUGAGAUGGUUGAUUAGGUUUGAUAGACUCGGGGAUUGUCAGUCGGUCUUGUUGGGUGGCUUGGCGAGUGAGAUCGAGAAGUUACCACCGAGUCCUGGCAAGUUGAAUGUGCAUAUAUCUACUGGUUAUGCUAUACCCAAUAUUAUACAAUGUAUAUAAUCAAGUGUCUACAACCAAGAUGUUGUGUCGUUCCCUCGUUGGCAGU
This is a messenger RNA of Lentinula edodes (shiitake mushroom), 1419 nucleotides long. RefSeq lists its product as uncharacterized. Lineage: Eukaryota; Fungi; Basidiomycota; Agaricomycetes; Agaricales; Omphalotaceae. The record is from RefSeq and is a predicted model, not a curated record. The transcript is spliced from 4 exons. The coding region runs from base 212 to 1231 and encodes 339 amino acids.